AUGGCUACCAAAAAGGGUCUUGAAAGAGCUUGUCUUGUGAGCGAGAGGGACACCAAGAAGUACUCCUUGGCCCUAGACAGGAUGAGCUGGCUUCAGAAGAAUUUAAAUGAAGACAGGCAGCAGCAGGAAGCAGAAGUUGCUGAAGCUAAUCCAGCAUAUCACUGUCACGGCUACUCACAGGCCUAUGAGAACAGAAAGAGGGAGCAGCAUCAAGCCAGGAGGAAGCUCUGUGUAGCAUCAGUAAUUUGCAUCUUCUUCAUGAUUGCUGAGAUAACAGGGGAGUAUGUGUGUGGGCAGAUCGCCGGGAGCCUGGCGGUGGUCACGGAUGCGGCACACAUCCUGGUGGACCUGACGAGUUUCUUGAUCAGCCUCUUCUCACUGUGGCUUGCCUCCAAACCUCCUACCAAACAACUAACUUUUGGGUGGCACCGAGCAGAAAUUCUGGGAGCUUUGAUGUCUAUGAUAAUUGUCUGGAUGGUGACUGGCGUGUUGAUAUAUUUGGCUAGCAUGAGGCUGCUACACCCUGAUUACGAUAUUGAUACUACAGUGAUGCUCGUUACCUCUGCUUUUGCCGUGCUCGCCAACAUCCUACUAAGCCUGAUUCUGCACCAGACCGGCCACGGGCACAGCCAUGGGGCACAAACCAGGGAACACGUGUCAGCCCCUCGAGAAAAGCCAGCUCUGAGCAAUGUCAGCCUGCGGGCAGCCUUUGUGCAUGCCGUUGGAGACCUAUUCCAGAGCAUUAGUGUGCUAAUUAGCGCACUUAUCAUCUUCUUUAAGCCAGAAUACAAAAUAGCUGACCCAAUCUGCACAUUUGUGUUUUCCAUCUUUGUUUUGGCAACUACCAUCACCAUUUUAAGGGAUAUUUUGAUUGUGCUAAUGGAAGGAACAUCAAAAGGAUUUGCUUAUGAUGAAGUGAAAGCAAGAAUUUUAGCAGUUGAGAAAGUGGAGUCUAUUCACAACCUUCAUCUUUGGUCUCUGACAAUGAAUCAAACUGCUCUGUCUGCUCACGUUGCCACAGCAGACACAACGGACAGCCAGAAGAUUUUGAGAGAUAUUACCCAAGCCCUAUUUGAGCACUACAGCUUCCACUCCAUCACUAUUCAGAUUGAAUCAGGAGAGGAUCAGAAACAAGACUGUAUCUUCUGUCAAGAGCCCAGGGACUAA
Molecule: messenger RNA, 1167 nt
Organism: Manacus vitellinus (golden-collared manakin)
Lineage: Eukaryota; Metazoa; Chordata; Aves; Passeriformes; Pipridae
Gene: SLC30A8
Product: solute carrier family 30 member 8
Exons: 8
Coding region: 1-1167 (388 amino acids)
Biological process (GO): zinc ion transmembrane transport; insulin secretion; response to glucose
Cellular component (GO): plasma membrane
Molecular function (GO): zinc ion transmembrane transporter activity
Source: RefSeq, a predicted model, not a curated record